This is a messenger RNA of Acanthaster planci (crown-of-thorns starfish), 1830 nucleotides long. Its product is annotated as small ribosomal subunit protein bS1m-like. Lineage: Eukaryota; Metazoa; Echinodermata; Asteroidea; Valvatida; Acanthasteridae. Gene Ontology annotation, cellular component: mitochondrial small ribosomal subunit. The record is from RefSeq and is a predicted model, not a curated record.
GAUUGUGAUUGGUUUAAUGGUUUGCCGGCAAGCAAUAUGGCGGCGCCCAUGCGACUCGGGGUGAGUGCUAUUAGGUUGGCCAGAAAGCUUUCGCAAAUACGGUCACUGCGUGGGCUAAAUGCCCCCAGAGCCACUUUUUGUGAUACAUCAGAUAAUAGAGAUAGUUCAGAAAUAAGUCGUUUGGACCAAAGUGGUGAAUCUACCGAGUGGAAGGCAGAGGAAGUUCAGCCUAAAUUAACUGGAUUCGCUCGAGCAUUCGCAAAGCAUUCGGCUGUGCAGCAGACCGGUCUCCCCGAAACAGACGCAUCACCAGAGACGCCUCAGAGCUUUGCUAAGCUCCUAAGACAUUCAUCCCACGUCCAUAUUGGCAACGCCAAGGGUCAAAUUGUCAUUGGAAAAAUUUUUCACGUUGUUGAUGAUGAUCUCUAUAUUGAUUUUGGAGGGAAAUUCCACUGUGUGUGCAAGAGGCCUGAACAAGAUGCAGAGAAGUUCCACCGUGGCACCAAGGUCCGACUUCGCCUGCAGGAUGUUGAGCUGACAGAUCACUUCAUCGGUGCAGCCAGGGAUCUCAGCCUGUUGGAGGCUGAUGCAGAUCUCUUGGGACUCGCCAAACCCCAUACACAAACAAUCUCUUGACUGAUCAAUCGCAUGCAUCAUUCUCUGGAGGAAGGACUCAAACACCCUUGUUUGAUGCAAAAGUUUUUAACAUUAAAGAGUAAUUUGAACAACCUUCUCUCCUCCAUUUUCAACGUACAUGUUAAGCUGGCAUCAUCUGAAAAGUGGCCUGUUAGAAGAUGUUGCAACAAAUGCCGCUUAAAUAUAAUACAGUGUAAAUGAUCAUUUAUCACUGACACAAACAUGGCUGUGCGCACAGUCAUGGACAUUCACUUGGGAUGAAUCCAUGGGCAGAUCCCGGGGUAAACAGAUGCCUACCCCAACCACCCCCCCUUAAUCUUUUUUUUUUUGAAAAAUAAUUAAGGAAUUAAUUUCCCUCCAUUCCCAAAAGUGUGUGAAAAGACCCAAACUGUGGCCUCACCCCUCAGACUGCCCAUAACAGUUACAUGUCAAGAAUUCCACUACAUGUAUUUUGGUCCCUCACAAAAUUUUGUUCUGGAUCUGUCCUUGGAUCAACGCAGGUGACUGGAUACAGUCAUUGAUAUGGACAUGAUCAUGGACAGUGGUGAAAUUAUUCAGUGAGUUAUUGUUAUGGACACUGGCACGAGUAGCGAUCGGCUACAUGGAUAUGGACGUGUACAUGCUUGACUUGUAUCCUGUGAACUGGAAGUGUUCAAACUAUUGGCUGUGGCUUGGAGUGGCAAGUGCGUCUGGGGAAAAUGCAUGCAGUCACUACCAGGUGGCUUCCAUUGAGGCAUGUAUCAUAUCCAGCUGUAGCCAAGCAAAUUGGACAUUGCCUCAGACAGGAGUCGCAGCAUUGUUAUGUAAUGUAGAGUUAGAUGGCACUCGUCAAUAUGAACACAUUUUAAGUAAGGCUUUAAGGGUUAGCACUCCCAGUUAUGUCAGUUUUCGUAGCCUGUACACUUUGUUCGGACUUUUGGCAUAGAGCUACAUCGAAAACAGUUGAUAAUGUAAAUGGGAAUCGAAUGUGUAAUGCUCAAUUUGGUAGCACCCUUUCGGGUCAAGCUGCAUUUACUUGUGAAAAUAACUAAGACUUUCGAAUCAUUCAGAAUUGCAGAUUGACUGCAGUCGAGUUCGAUUAAUUUUAAUCUAUGUAUGAAUAAGUAUAUAUAAUUUUUUUUUGUCAACACAGAUUUAAGACAUUGCAUUUGUAACCAAAUAAAAGUGAAAUUUUCAUCUCGAUAAGGUUCUGUA